GGUACCAGUGAGGAGAGGCGGUCACACACACACCCACACCCACAACCCAAUCCACACUCAGACUCGCUCAGUCAUUCAGUCAGUGAAGACAGAUAUGGCUAAGCAGAGCUGAACUUCUUGUCAGUCAACAUCCGGACAUUGAUCUUUCCCUCAUUUGGUGUCACUUCUUCCCUUCUCUUUUCUCCUCAUCGUUAUGCACUUCAAGUGGGAAAUAAUUGAAUCACCACCAGAGAAAGGAACUUUGCUCCAAUGACUCUAAAAGUGGACUCUACUCUUUUCUACUUGCCUAGGUCAGCCAGAUGAACACACACAAACCAGCCCACAAAGCCAAGGCUAGGCAUUUGUGCUUCGUCGUCCUCCUCUGCUUCCCUUUGGCGUGGGCUGGCGUCCCUGGUCCAUGUCAGCACUCUGUGACAAAGGGUCACCUCCUCAACCUCAAUCGCCUGAUUGACAAUCAGUUGGAGAAUGGCUGUUCAAUAACCUAUGUAUUUACUGAGCUCCAGAGUUUGAGUGAAGUCUGUUAUGUGAAAGCAGCAUUUCCACAAAUCCUGGAGCUUCUGAACACAAACUUCAAUUAUGUCAUGAAGUCGGACAACGGACGCUAUGUCAAAUCCCUGAAGAAGGUCAUUUACAACCUUUACUCCCACAACUGCAUACCUGAAAUCAACGAGGAGAUUGAGGACAACCCAGUGAAGUUUGUGAGGGUGCACAGCACCUCGCCCAGAGAGGCUCUGAGGAAAGCCCGCGGGGUCAUUGAGAUGUACAUGACCCUGAUGACCAAGAGCAACGGGCCUGUUGACUGGAACUGUGAGGAAGAGUACGCUGAGGAUUACUCAGAAUCCGCCACUGUGCUCCCCAUCCCAACCAAAGCUGAACCUGAACCGGAACACCAGUGUGAAUGUCCAACAGUGGGUCCGGUGGCCCCUGAUGUCUCCCUGGUCUCCCACAGUGUAUGGAGCAAUCCCCCACAGCCCACCCUCUCCCAACCCACCUCAGCCAUGCAACCCAGGUCUCCUAACCCACCCUUGGGUACCCACAGCGCUGACCCUGAGGUGUUCCUAGGGAGUCCUGGUACCGUAGGCCCCCCCUCCCUUAGGGAGCUGCAGGUGACUGUCCCUGAUGGACAUUCACUUGGAGAGGGCAGAGAGGGGGAGUUACACUGGGACUCUCGUCCACCUCCACCCACUGGAACUGAGUCAGACUCUGCACUCUAUAAAACAGGCUCUAACCCCCCUUCUGCUACAGACCACCCUUUAUUGUCUUCCCCUCCCAGCCUAGUUCUCCUGGAGACUGUUGGCUCCAAGGACAAGGCUUUUUACUACCCCCAGACUGAAAGGGCGAUGGAGGCUUCUGCAGACAAACCAGCAGGGAGAGGAGCAGCAGGUUCACCCCACAAUCUCUUUGCUGUCCCUAGGGUCAAGCUGGUCACACCUGUCCCUUUCUUGUACAAGGUGAUGGGCAUCACCCUCAGUCGUGAUGAGGGCACUGCCUAUGUGUUGGCCAAGAGGUCACUGGAUGCCAGGAACUAUGGAAUAUAUCUGGGUGGAGUUUCAACAGAGACCCCUCAACUACAGGACACUACAAAAACAUACCCAAGCACAGAGAGAUAUUCACAUGACUGGAACCAUCCAAUUGGGAGCACCUCGACUGAAGCAUCUCCACAUUUGAAGAUGACAGAGGAGGAGCCAGACAAACUACACACCACUACAAAGGUCCUGGGCCAAAUCAGGAAGACUGAGUCAAAACAUGCUAGGACAUACUAUGAGGAAGUCUUGAGCACAGAUAUCCUGUCAGAGAAGACAGAUGUGGAUGACACUCCUAUUUCAGAAAGGCCCAGUGAAGGCUCAGAGAAGAAAUUCCAGAAUGGGAAAACUGGUCAUUACGAUUCCAGCACCUACUACCAGACAGCCUUUAUCAUUGCAGUCAUGUGCGGUGGAUUUCUCCUCAUCACAACACUAUUCAGUGAGAAGAGGAGACUCCGAGCCCUUCUCCAUAGUUCCAACAUAAUUGAAAACCAGAGGGCAUGCCGCAACAUUAAGGACAUUGAGCUGCAGUAUUAUAAAGCCAAGGAUUGAGAGAUCUGGAUUGAUUUCAACUGCCAGUAAGAGACCAAUAACCACCUAAUUUGUCGAAUAAGUGAAAGACAUGGACAUUUGGCUGAACUAUUUCACUUGUGUCACUUUUGUAUAUAAAUAUCUAAGAAUAUCUAAAGUAAUCUAUUUUUAUAUAAAUUAAGUUUAUUAUUGCUUGAAAUAUUGCUGGAUUUUUUUUUUUACAGAGAAUCUUAUGGUUUCAAAGUUAUACAAUAUUGGCCUGCUUCUAUUCUUUUUUUGUUUGAAAGGUUUGAGUGAAUGUGUCGCUCAUAGACAAUUUGGACGGUGUCAUGUACAUCAGAAAGAGUGGACCAAUCAAUCCUCCAAGGACUCUUCGUAACCAUCUCCAAGCGUGACUGAUAGAUCCUCACAGUGAAAUGCACAGUUCAAGAGGGGAAGAACCUCAUUUUUUAUUACAUCAGCAUCUGUGUUUGGAUGUGUCUCCUAAGUCAAAAUCAAAGUUAAGAAAGUCUGUGUGACUGAAGUACUCCCAUGACAUUGUUGAAUGGUGUUGGGUUCUUGAGCCAAAGUAAAACCAGGUGCCAUUACCUCAAGCUGACAGACAGAUGUAUCUUUGGGGAUAAAUACAUUUCAUAGAAAAAAACCACAACGUUUUUAGUGAACUCCAUAAAUGCAAUGAUGCAUCAUACUGGAUGAAUUUGCAUUUUAACAUUACUCUGUUUUGUCCCUUUCAAAUUAUGACAAUGACUUAAACCUGUUUCUCAUGCCGUGUUGUGCUGAUACCAAUGAGAAUGUAUGACAAUCUCCAGCAGUUUGUCAACCUAUUAGAGCGCUCCAUUCCCAUACAGUGAAUCAUAUCCAUAUACAAAGGAUUGUGUUAUAGUCAUGUGGCGUGAGGGUUUUUGUAAAUCACAAAAGUUGAACACGUUGUUGGUCCUUUGUCCCUUUCAAUUGCUUAAUUGGGAAGUAAGAGAAUGCAAUUGAAGUGCUGCUAAUUGAUGACUGUGCCUAGAACCUUCAACAAGCACUACACAAUUAAAUAGAAACUGCAAUUCCAUUUUCAGUUUGUUACCUAAAUGAUGAAAUGUUUCAAUAUGACUUGUGCCCUGUAAUAAGUGUAAAUGAACAUCUUGACAGUGCUAACCCAUAUGAGUUACCCUUGGAUUAUGCUGUAUUUCGGAUCAAUUGUGUUGAUUCAAUGCAAUGUAUUAGAUCAUGUUAAGCCCCAGGAUCAUUUAUGUAUUACUUUAAUACUGUAUACAAUAAUAAUAGUAAUAAUAAUACAAAUAAUAAUGAAGAUUGACAUGGAACUGUUAAAUAUUUAGACUCUUAUGCACAAUUGCAGUAAAUAGAAGUUGAGGUGUGGUCUGUUCAUAUUGGUCUUUGCUUAGGCCACGAUUCAAUCCAAAAAGGUGUUAGAGUCAUGUUAUAAUGCGUUUGACGUGAAGGUCAUAUCCGAUUGAGCUGACAUCUGCAGCGUUUACCGUCAAUGCAAUCUCAGCAAAAGUGGGGACAUUGCCUUAAAAGCUGCAUUGUCUUUAGAUUUAGGAACUUAAUUUGAUCACCCUGUUGUAGAAUAAUUUAAAACGUGUAGUGUUUUGAUGUUUAAAAGGGUUUCUGAAGUUUGUAAUUUCCACUUUGAAAUCUCAGACUUGAUUUUCCCUUAAAAAUGUAUUAACCCCUACAAAAAUGUCCAUACAUAUUAAUCCACAUUAUAAUUUACAUGUCCUGUUGCUGUAGCAAACUAGCUCAUAUUAAGAUCCUAUAUCUGUACAUGCGUGAACGAGUUGAAGCCUUAGUGUCUAAAUGCAGAAAGAACAAUAUAUUAAAGGAAUCCUCAAUAAAAA
Molecule: messenger RNA, 3901 nt
Organism: Oncorhynchus masou masou (cherry salmon)
Lineage: Eukaryota; Metazoa; Chordata; Actinopteri; Salmoniformes; Salmonidae
Exons: 10
Coding region: 300-2075 (591 amino acids)
Cellular component (GO): membrane
Molecular function (GO): growth factor activity; cytokine activity
Source: RefSeq, a predicted model, not a curated record